CCAUUCUUCUCAGAACCACACUCAGCCAAGAGAGCUACUAGUAGCCGGGAGUGUAGUGAGAGUAGAGUGAGCGAGAAUGGGUGGCAAAGCCGCUCUCCUGGUGGCCCUCCUGGCCGUGAGCCUGGUCCUCGAGGCCCAGGCGGGCAGCGGCUACGGCGGCGGCCACGCCCCCACCCCGACGCCGGUCGCCCCACCCCCCAAGCACGAGAAGCCACCCAAGGGCCACAAGCCCCCUCACCACCACCACCACGCCAAGCCACCGGCCGCCUCCCACGGGCCGCCAACGCACGCUCCGGCGCCACCCACCUACAGUCCCCCGACGCCUAAACCUACCCCUCCGGCCCCCAAACCUACACCACCCACGUACGCCCCGAUCCCGAAGCCGCCGAAGCCAUCUCCCUCGCCUCCGGCGUACCACCCCACGCCCAAGCCUGCGCCUCCCACGUAUAAACCACCAACCCAGCCUAAGCCCUCACCGCCGGCGUACAAGCCUGCCCCCAAGGUCUCACCACCAGCGUACAAGCCCGCCCCCAAGGUUUCACCGCCGGCUUACAAGCCAGCCCCCAAGGUCUCCCCGCCGGCGUACAAGCCCGCCCCCAAGGUCUCACCGCCGGCGUACAAGCCCGCCCCCAAGGUCUCACCGCCGGCGUACAAGCCCGCCCCCAAGGUCUCACCGCCGGCGUACAAGCCAGCCCCCAAGGUCUCACCGCCGGCGUACAAGCCAGCCCCCAAGGUCUCACCGCCGGCGUACAAGCCAGCCCCCAAGGUCUCACCGCCGGCGUACAAGCCAGCCCCCAAGGUCUCACCGCCGGCGCACAAGCCUGUCCCCAAGGUCUCACCGCCGGCGUACAAGCCUGUCCCCAAGCCCUCACCGCCGACGUCGCCGACUCCGCCGGCGCCGAAGCCGACUCCACCGCCCUACAAGCCGCCGACGCCUACUCCUCCGGCGUACAAGCCCCCCACCCCGAGCCCCCCGCCUCCGCCGUACCACCACUAAGAAGAUCCACCACUCUGUGAAGUUGGGAGCCCAGGAUGCGGUCGAGAAGAGUUGUGCGAGCAGGCCAAGAAGAGCCACGUACGGCGUCGUUGAUCCUCCUCCGGUGUGUGUUGCUGCCGAACUAGGGCCGAUCUCUGAGGAGAUGGAAUAAUGCAGAUGGCUCCCAUUAGUUAUCUUACCAGCUUAUCAUUUGUGUUCGUCCAGUCUUAGCGUCUGUGUUGCUAGCGUGGCAAUGUGCCAGUGUCACUGUAAAACCAUUAAUCACUAUGGAAAUGGAAGUAAAAGGUGUUGUUUUCCGUUGCA
Molecule: messenger RNA, 1300 nt
Organism: Triticum aestivum (bread wheat)
Lineage: Eukaryota; Viridiplantae; Streptophyta; Magnoliopsida; Poales; Poaceae
Product: extensin
Exons: 2
Coding region: 77-997 (306 amino acids)
Source: RefSeq, a predicted model, not a curated record